Molecule: messenger RNA, 3360 nt
Organism: Thlaspi arvense
Lineage: Eukaryota; Viridiplantae; Streptophyta; Magnoliopsida; Brassicales; Brassicaceae
Source: the annotation of a GenBank genome assembly
AAAAUAUCGACGAGAAAAAAAAAAACUAGUGAAAGGAAGCUUCAUUUUCUAGAGAGAUAAACUGGAGAUUCCUAGAGAGAGAAAGAGAGAUCAGUUCGUCGUUGACGAUCGAUGUCGAAGAUGAAGCAUCUUCUGCGGAAGCUCCACAUCGGCGGGAGUAGUGGCGUCGGCGGCGGAUUUGGAGACCAUCACAGGUUAGAUGAAACGACUAGACCGAUGAUCGAUCCUACCCCUAUUCCUAGCUCUAGCCCUAGCCCGGCUUCGACUUCUUCGGUCUCUUCGUCCGGUUUUGGUAACGCCUCCGCGACAAUGCCGAGACUGGAAACAUUUGAGCCUGCAGGCCGUGAUCUGGCGGCUGUGGAUGGUGUCGAUUUCAAUUUGAUGGAGGAGGAGUACCAAGUCCAGCUAGCUAUGGCGAUCAGUGUGUCUGAUCCUGAUCCGCGAGAGAAUGCAGAUACAGCUCAGCUUGAUGCCGCUAAAAGGAUUAGCCUUGGGGUUUCGGCUCCGGUCACCGACGCAGAGUCCGCCGUUGACUUUCUCUCGCUCCGCUACUGGGGACAUAAGGUCAUUAACUAUGACCAGAAAGUCAGAGAUGGUUUCUACGAUGUGUAUGGGAUCACAUCCAAUUCUCUUUCACAGGGGAAGAUGCCACUUCUCGUGGAUCUUCAAGCCAUCUCCAUUUCAGACAAUGUCGAUUAUGAGGUCAUUUUGGUGAACCGGAUGAUUGAUCCUGAACUGCAAGAGCUAGAGAGGAGAGCAUCUGCGUUGUCUCUGGAAUGUCCUGACUUUGCUCGUGGUCAGGUGUCAAGUGAUUUAACUCAGAAAAUUGCAAAUAUAGUUGUAGAGCAAAUGGGUGGCCCCGUUGAAAAUGCCGAUGAAGCAUUGAGAAGGUGGAUGCUACGAAGCUAUGAACUUAGGAAUUCUUUGAACACUACUAUUCUUCCACUUGGACGAGUUAAUGUUGGUCUUGCACGUCACAGGGCGCUGCUUUUCAAGGUACUUGCUGAUAGGAUUAAUCUCCCAUGUAUGCUGGUAAAAGGCAGCUACUACACUGGAACUGAUGAUGGGGCUGUGAACUUGAUUAAACUAGAUGACAAAAGGUAUUCUUUGACUGCUAGUCCUAAUUCGUUCUUCACAUGCAGUGAAUACAUUAUUGACUUGAUGGGUGCUCCGGGUGCUCUGAUCCCUGCUGAGGUUCCAAGCAGUUACCUUCCCGUUUCUUGCACCGAUACAAGAGUAUUUCCUGAUGAUCUGGACACAUUGCAACAUCCAUCCCCUGUACUCGAGAAAGAAAUUGCAACUUCAGCAUUUUCAGUUUUGGGGGAAAUAGAUUCCAGAUCUGGUAUGAUGGCAAACUUGUUCACAGGAAACCAUGAAGAAAACAGUGACAGAUCUGCUGUUGAAAAACAUCAGACGGAGAGGUUUGAGCAUGAUUUUGGAAAGCUAAUGCAUUCACAGCAGAUAUCUGGUGAAAACUUGCCACCAUUUUCUGGGAAACCGACAUGUGCACAGAAAGUGAAAGUUAAGAAUGUCUCAAAGUAUGUCAUAAGUGCAGCAAAAAACCCUGAAUUUGCGCAGAAAUUACAUGCCGUCUUGUUAGAAAGUGGUGCAUCACCUCCCCCAGAUUUGUUUAUGGAUGUCAACCCACAGAACUUGAGGGAGAAGAAUAUGCUUGAAGAAUUCCGCCAAGAAAGUAGCAGUUCUGGUGUUCCAUCCUACCCAGAAAAGGUCGUAGAUUCGUUAGCUGAACACCUGAGAGAAUCUGAAAGGAACCCCACAGCACUGCAACAGUCAGCUCUUUGUACCUCAGCUGAGACUUAUCAACAACCACUGGAGGUCGAUUUUUCAAUGAAGAGAAACUUUGAUGUAGAUAAUAUGGGUAAAGUUUCUUCAUCGGAAAAGAUGGAGAUUGGCACUGCUGAUGGGGAGCCUUCUGUUUGUGAGAGUCAUGACCAAGGAAUUAAUCCAUUUCUCGGCGAGGCUGCAAAAUGGGAAAUUAUGUGGGAAGAUCUUCAGAUUGGGGAGCGGAUUGGUAUUGGGUCAUAUGGAGAAGUUUACCGUGCUGAGUGGAAUGGAACUGAAGUGGCUGUUAAGAAGUUUUUGGACCAAGAUUUCUCUGGUGAUGCAUUGACACAGUUCAAAUCUGAAAUCGAAAUAAUGUUGAGGUUGCGGCAUCCAAACGUUGUUCUUUUCAUGGGAGCAGUUACUCGGCCCCCAAAUUUCUCCAUUUUGACAGAGUUCCUUCCCAGGGGGAGUUUGUAUAGAUUACUCCACCGACCAAAUCAUCAGCUUGAUGAGAAGAGACGAAUGCGGAUGGCACUUGAUGUGGCAAAGGGGAUGAAUUACUUGCACACCAGCCACCCGACUGUUGUACAUAGGGAUUUAAAAUCUCCAAACCUGCUUGUUGAUAAAAAUUGGGUUGUGAAGGUUUGCGAUUUUGGAUUGUCACGCAUGAAACAUCACACGUAUUUGUCCUCAAAAUCAACUGCAGGAACGCCCGAGUGGAUGGCUCCAGAAGUGUUGAGGAAUGAACCAGCUAAUGAGAAAUGUGACGUGUACAGCUUUGGUGUGAUAUUGUGGGAAUUAGCUACUUCACGCAUCCCCUGGAAAGGUUUAAAUCCGAUGCAAGUUGUUGGAGCUGUGGGAUUCCAGAAUCGCCGGCUUGAAAUUCCAGAUGAUAUUGAUCCAACGGUUGCACAGAUAAUCCGGGAUUGUUGGCAAACGGAACCGCACUUACGGCCGUCGUUUACACAACUGAUGCGAAGUCUGAAGCGGCUUCAGGGUCUAAACAUAAGCAACAGAGGCAACACAAGUGAAAGUUUGAUGUAAGAUAUGUAGACAGAAGCUGUUGCUCCACCUGGUCUGGUUCAAAGAGCCAGUUUGGUGGGGAUUUGCCAAUUUUUUUCUUUCUAUUUUGCGUUUUUUUCAUUACGGUCAGAUGAUGAGAGGAAAGAACACGAUUGUCGGGUUAGGGAAAAGCUUGUGGAGUUCAAUCGAAGUGGGAGCUCAACAACAACAAAAAGAAAGCCCUAUGAAACCCCUUUGUAACUAUGACUACUAUUAUUAUUAUUGCUACUUGUAACGACAAAAUUAGGUAAAUGAACAAAACAAAAAAAGAAGAAAAGGGAGAUGAAGAGAAUACAACGACCCUGUGGAGUUCUGUUUUCUUUUUGGUUUGGGAUUUUCCCCAAAAUCUGGUAAAUGUAAAAACAUGUGGGGAUUGUUGCUGCUAAUUCUUGUAAAAUUACAAUAAAAAGUUCAAAACAAAAUACCAAGAGAUGCAUAUAAAAACUUGACUUUCUUGUUUGUGUAUUUUUCUUCUUAAUUUCACAUUAUUUAUUUAAAAUUUAAUUAUUUUAC